UAUCUGGAGAUCGAGGGAAAAAAACACUGAUUUAUCCACGGCAACCUUUAACUUUGUCUCUUUCGAAUGCGACAAGCGCAUCGCGUCUAACUGACAUUUUAACGCCUAAAAUGCCUUUUAUAAUGCAUGAUGUGAGAGUGUAGAAAUAACACGAUUGCUUUCGACAUUUUAACGGUAAAUGAAUAAAUAGCACGUUGUUGUGAUGUGUCGGGUUAAAGUUGGACAGGAGCAUAGUGAACACUAAAUGGUGUGUAUUAUUACCUGCUAAUCUGAGCCGCUGAUUAAAGACGUGAUUGGCAGAAUAGUUUAAAAACACGUCUAAAGGAUGUCAGUGGUGCGUUAUUAAUCUUCAGGACUGUGUAGUUGAUUAUAAUAUUCAUCGCAGAGGAACAAAAUGGAUGCCGCUUGGAGCAAUUUUCUCUUCCAGACCACACCCUCCCAGACCCCAGUGGAAGGGAGCCUCCAAUCAGAGCUUCUGACCUCUCCUCAGACCCCGCCCACCGAGCACAUAGCCCCGCCCCCGUCGACAGUGGACACUGCUGCUCUGAAUGAGGAUCCUGUACCUGUGAAGCCGGUGUCCAGACCGGCCCGCGCCGCUCACAUCUGCUCCAUCUGCAGCAAGCAGUUCAAGAACAGCUACAACCUUCGCCGGCAUCAGUCCGUCCACACCGGGAUCCGCAUGAAGGGGGCGCCGCAGAGCCACGAGGCCAAAGACGGCUCUGAGCAUCAGCCGGCCCCGCUCUCUCUGCUGCACCUCUCCAUCCCCCCGGCGCUGUCCGCUGCCGACGGCAACCACGCUGUCAUGGAGACCGUCACCGCCCUGCCGCCUCCGCCUGCUGCUGUCGUCAUGGCAACGGGGGAGCCGGUACAGAGGCCGGUGAACCAGAACCCUAACCCUGUGCGGAAGAACCACGCCUGUGAGACGUGCGGGAAAGCCUUCAGGGACGUGUACCACCUGAACCGCCACCGGCUGUCUCACUCGGACGAGAAGCCCUUCUCCUGCCCCAUCUGCCAGCAGCGCUUCAAGCGUAAGGACCGUAUGAGCCACCACGUCCGGUCUCACCAGGGCGGCGUGGAGAAGCCCUACGUCUGUCCACACUGUGCUAAAGCCUUCUCACGGCCCGAUCAUCUCAACAGUCACGUCCGGCAGGUCCAUUCUUCAGAACGACCCUUCAAAUGUCCGACGUGUGAGUCGAGCUUCGCCACACGGGACCGUCUCCGAGCUCACAUGAUCCGACAUGAAGAGAAGGUUCCGUGUCAUAUCUGUGGAAAACUGCUGUCUGCGGCCUACAUCACAGAUCACAUGAGAGUACACAACCAAUCACAGCAUCACUCCUGCCACCUCUGCAACCGCAGUUUCACCACCCUGACGUACCUGAGGGUCCACGCUCAGAAGCACCACGGCCAGGAGUGGAAGGAGAGCGGCUCGGGCCCCGGGGCCGUGCUCGUCUGUCAGCUGUGCGGCGUUCACUGCAAGACCCCCACGCAGCUGCAGGGCCACAUGAACACCCACAACCCCAGCGAGCCGGGCCCCGGGGCCCCCGGAGGCCCCAGCAGCAGCGAGGCCAGCACCGUCACGCUCUGCAGCAUGGUGUCGGCCCCUGCGGUGUUCGUGAGCGGGAACACGGUGGUGGACCUGCUGGUGACCGACUGCUCCAGCAUCAUCCCUCAGCCGCAGAGCUAGCGGAGCAGGCCUGUAGCACACACGCUAGCCACACACACACACACACACACACACACACACACACACACACACACACCCCGACGCAUGACCCAUACACUCUAAACACACCGAGGGCACCAGUGUAACCCAUUACUAAUUUUCAGGAAUAGAGUUUUCAGGAAUAUUAGUCACUCUUUUUCUUUGUCCCCUGCUGUCCAGUGAUCUAGAUUUCUUGCUCAGACUCUCCGAGUCAGCAGCGCUGCAGGAAUAUGACAGAACUUACUUUCAGCGGAUAGAAAUAUUAGCAUUGCAUUGAUUUUUGUCCGAAGAAAAGAUGAUUACUUUGACGCUGCAUUACUUUACAUCCCUCUCAGACUGAUAGAAAACUCUUUGAUCAAAUACAUCAUGAGAUAUAAUCCUGUGAGGACUUAUAGCUACACGGGACUAUUAAUGAGAUGAACACAACACUUAAACGUUACUGUUAAUAACUUGAGAUCUAAUGUGAAUCUGUUCCAACGAUGAGGCAGAAAUAUAUUGUUGGUAACAUUUUAUGGAGAAGAUAUGCAACUUGUGUGCGGCGGGAAACUAGUAGAGUAACUUAUUACUGUUACUGUAAUGAUGAAAGGAGUAACUAGUAAAGAGUAAUACACUAAUGAGGCCAUCAGUGAUACACACACACACACACACACACACACACACAGACACACACACACACUCACAGCACACACACACACACACACACUCACUCUCACACAC
Molecule: messenger RNA, 2419 nt
Organism: Puntigrus tetrazona (Sumatra barb)
Lineage: Eukaryota; Metazoa; Chordata; Actinopteri; Cypriniformes; Cyprinidae
Gene: mazb
Product: MYC-associated zinc finger protein b (purine-binding transcription factor)
Exons: 7
Coding region: 395-1684 (429 amino acids)
Biological process (GO): regulation of transcription by RNA polymerase II
Cellular component (GO): nucleus
Molecular function (GO): DNA-binding transcription activator activity, RNA polymerase II-specific; RNA polymerase II cis-regulatory region sequence-specific DNA binding
Source: RefSeq, a predicted model, not a curated record